GUCGGCGGUGGGAUUAUGCGCCACCUGCUCCUGCCCCGCCGCCUCGCCGCCAUGGCCCCCUUCGCCGGCUCCGCCGCGACCAAAGCCCUCCUCCUAAACCCCUCCGGGCUCGCCGUCCGCGGCCGGCUUCCCUCCCCGCCCGCCCGCCUCCCUGCCCCUGGCGCCCGCGUCUUCCGCGGGGCCUCGCUCCGCUGCUACGCCGCGGUGGCCGAGCAGCACCGCAUCAAGGUCCAGAACCCCAUCGUCGAGAUGGACGGUGACGAGAUGACGCGGGUAAUAUGGAAGAUGAUAAAGGAUAAGCUUAUCUUCCCGUACCUGGAGCUGGAUGUAAAGUACUUUGACCUCGGGGUGCUCAACCGGGAUGCCACCGAUGAUAAGGUCACCGUCGAGAGUGCCGAGGCUACGUUGGAGUAUAAUGUUGCUGUUAAGUGUGCUACAAUUACUCCUGAUGAAACAAGAGUCAAAGAGUUCAAGCUCAAGUCCAUGUGGAGGAGCCCAAAUGGCACCAUCAGGAACAUUCUAAAUGGAACUGUUUUCCGGGAGCCCAUCUUGUGUAAAAACAUUCCACGGAUACUUACUGGUUGGAAGAAGCCCAUCUGCAUAGGAAGACAUGCAUUUGGAGAUCAGUAUCGAGCCACUGACACAAUUAUUAAUGGUCCAGGAAAGCUUAAGAUGGUUUUUGUCCCUGAUGGAGCUGAGCCGGUGGAGCUAGAUGUACAUGAUUUUAAAGGUCCUGGAGUUGCGUUAGCAAUGUACAAUGUGGACGAGUCUAUUAGGGCAUUUGCUGAGUCAUCAAUGGCAAUGGCUCUGUCCAAGAAAUGGCCUCUUUAUCUGAGUACCAAGAAUACAAUACUCAAAAAAUACGACGGCAGAUUCAAGGACAUUUUUCAGGAGGUAUAUGAAGAGAAUUGGAAAGACAAGUUUGAGGAAAGCUCAAUAUGGUAUGAGCACCGUUUGAUUGAUGACAUGGUCGCGUAUGCUGUGAAAAGCGAAGGAGGAUAUGUCUGGGCAUGCAAAAACUACGAUGGCGAUGUUCAGAGUGACUUCCUUGCCCAAGGUUUUGGUUCUCUGGGUUUGAUGUCAUCUGUUCUGUUAUCUUCUGAUGGGAAGACAUUAGAGGCAGAAGCUGCACAUGGGACUGUCACUAGACAUUUCAGGCUACAUGAGAAGGGACAGGAGACGAGUACCAACAGCAUAGCUUCUAUAUUUGCUUGGACUCGUGGGCUAGAACAUAGAGCAAAGCUGGAUAAGAAUGACAGGCUGCUGGAGUUCACACAGAAGCUUGAAUCUGCAUGUGUUGAAACUGUGGAAUCUGGGAAAAUGACAAAGGAUCUUGCACUUCUUAGCCAUGGCCCCAAGGUAACAAGGGAGUAUUACCUGAGCACCGAGGAAUUCAUUGAUGCUGUGGCUCAGAGGCUGCAAGAGAAGAUCCAGAUACCGGCUGCGUUGUAGUCCACCAUUUCCAGAUGCUAUUUAUCGCUGGAAGCCUGGUACGGGUUGGGUGGGAUCAGCUUCGCUCUGGCGGUGCUCAUGCGGCGCACAUUUUGAUUGGGAGGAUGAGACAGAGGACCCCAUCCAGUUGGGUUUUUGUCUGGAAGUAAUUUUGCUAAGGCAUGCCAUUUUGUCGUGUUAAUAAUAACCUUCUAUAUGGGACAUCCUCUUGAGCGUAUAUUGGGUAAAUAAUGGUCCAUAUGCCAGUGAAUUAUUCAGUACAUCAGAUUAGCCUCUCUUAUUCAUUCUUCUUUUGCUCAAUUCUAUCUAGUGCUUUUCG
This is a messenger RNA of Lolium rigidum, 1771 nucleotides long. RefSeq names its product isocitrate dehydrogenase [NADP]-like. Gene Ontology annotation, biological process: isocitrate metabolic process. Lineage: Eukaryota; Viridiplantae; Streptophyta; Magnoliopsida; Poales; Poaceae. The transcript has 15 exons. Gene Ontology annotation, molecular function: magnesium ion binding; isocitrate dehydrogenase (NADP+) activity; NAD binding. Gene Ontology annotation, cellular component: mitochondrion. The record is from RefSeq and is a predicted model, not a curated record. Bases 16 to 1452 code for a protein of 478 amino acids.